AUGCUCCAUCAUCAACCAGUUGUUCAUUCCUCUCAUCAACCCUAUUAUCAUCAAUCAUCGGAAAACAUAACACCAGAAAGAUUAAAAUUAAAACAACUGAAACACAGAGUUGCAACACCAAAGCCAGUGAUUCAUCCCUUUUUUCUAUCGAGUCAUGAACAACAGCAUGCACCACCUCCUCCAUUCAAUCAUGAUUUCGUGCCAUUUGUAAAAUAUCCUCCAGAAUAUAUGGAACCAUAUCAAACAGAACCUUAUACCAUAUCUACCCCGAACAAGGAUCAAAAUUAUUAUUAUGUAAAUCAUCAACCACCACAACCCUUCGAUAUUCAUCCUCAUCACUUUGAACAACAUUUAGAUCAUCAUGAAAUGAUAAUACAACCCUCAAAUCCUCCUCAAUCAUUCAACCAUCAACAAUUAAUAGAUGAUCAAUUGGAUGAAUUCAAUAUUGACCAACAAUUUCAAUCUGCAUUCCCAAUUGGCAGUGUUCCAGGAGUGGUAAAACAAGUUCUAGGUAGAGAUGAUAUCCAUAGUGAAAAGGAAUCAACCCUUAAUAUUACAACUGUAAAUAGACCUUUGAGUUUAGAUCCUCAACUUAAUACACCUUUCAAAAAAUUUAUUGCAAAGGAGGAAGAUUUAAAAAUGGGAGAAAAGAUUAUUCUAAUUGAAGACGAAUCUGAGUCAUCAGAAAUUGAAGACGAAUCUGAAGUGUCAUCUAUUAAAUUAGAAGAUCCUUCGUUUGUUAUUGAACCUGGAAAAGUUUAUGUAAUUGACGAUUCAGAUGAUGAAGAUGUUACCUCCUCAAAUGAGCAAGAGGAUCACCAAAGCGAUAAUACAGAUGAACAAAAAGAAGAUUCUUACGAACAAGAAAACCAAGAGGAAAGGGUGGAAUCCGAAGAUGAAGAAUCAUUUCAUUUAAUAUCAGAAAGUAUUGUUCACGAACAGACCCUUCCUACCCAACCUAAAUCACCAGAACAUAUCAAAAGCAGUCUUGAAAUUGAUCAGCAUAAUGCCAGAACCAACUUGUACCAUUGGAGUUACGUGUUUCAAUACAAACCAAAGGAUGAAUUAACUGUUUCUAUACUAGGAAAAACUAAUAUUGAUGGAAAUAGAAAUUUCACCACUUCCCCAAUUGUUCAUAGAUUCAACUCUGAUACUGUACUUACUCUAAGUGGAACAAAAUAUGUGCUCACUUCCAGUUUUGAUAGUUUGCGAAAUCAAGAAAAUAGUACUACAGUCAGUGCUGAUUUUUUGAAACAAUUUACUGCUUCUUUGGAUGGACCUUUCCCAAAGAAUUGGAGAGAACUUAUUGAAAAGGAAUUUAAACGGUUAGAAGAACCAAUAUUGGGACCUGUUGAGUCUUCCAAUAAUUUCCAAAACGAAAAUAAUUUUGAUUAUCAAAUAGAUGAAACAAAUGCAAGCCUCAAACAGGAUAAUAGCAGCAAAAUUGAAGAACCGACCACAAAAAAAAAGAGAAACUCAAGAAAUAAGAUAUUUGAGGAUCCACCUCAAAAGCCCUCAAAAACCAAAAAAAAAAGAAGAAAGAAAUAUGAUACUAGCUCUGAUGAGGACGAAGAUACAGAGUAUGCUGAAUCACCUCAACCAGAGAAUAAGAAAAGAAAGUCUAUACAACAAACUCUUUCAAAUAGCUUUACAAAGAAGGCCGAUAAUUCAAUGUCUUUGACUGAUGAGCUAAAAUCAACAAUGCUUGGUUGGAAAAAGAGAUCCCAUACAUCCUCACCUCCAAAAAUUCCUCUUGACUCUAUUAGAGAAAUUCAUCAUGAAACAAACAACGAUUUAGAGGAUUACAAAAUUAAUCAACUACGAGAAGAACCACAAAAAUACGAGAAUAGAAUUGAUUAUUUUAAGGAAGACUUCUUUAAUGAGAUAGGUGGACUUUCGCAAGGAGAAGAGGAGGUAAAUGAAAGAUACAAUGAAAUCCAAGACGAGUCAAUUUAUGAAGAAAAAGAACCAACACCAAAGAAGAAAACAAAACGAAAGACUAGAAGAAAGACUAGAGAAACUGUAGAAAAUUCAAAUAUUGUAGAGCAAGAUCUAGAUCUUUCCAUACCAAAAGUAAUUAUAGAUACCCAGUUCUUUCCAAAAACACGUAAAAAACGUAAAACAAAAACUGUUUCUAUGGAUACAAUACAAAAGGCUUGGUUUGGUGAUUUGGAAGAGUAA
Messenger RNA from Naegleria gruberi, 2181 nucleotides. RefSeq lists its product as uncharacterized. The transcript has a single exon. Bases 1 to 2181 code for a protein of 726 amino acids. NCBI's taxonomy places the organism in Eukaryota, Heterolobosea, Eutetramitea, Acrasida, Naegleriidae. The record is from RefSeq and is a predicted model, not a curated record.